Messenger RNA from Humulus lupulus (European hop), 696 nucleotides. RefSeq names its product homeobox-leucine zipper protein ATHB-22-like. Gene Ontology annotation, molecular function: DNA-binding transcription factor activity, RNA polymerase II-specific; sequence-specific DNA binding. NCBI's taxonomy places the organism in Eukaryota, Viridiplantae, Streptophyta, Magnoliopsida, Rosales, Cannabaceae. The record is from RefSeq and is a predicted model, not a curated record. Gene Ontology annotation, cellular component: nucleus. Gene Ontology annotation, biological process: positive regulation of DNA-templated transcription. The transcript has 3 exons. Bases 1 to 696 code for a protein of 231 amino acids.
AUGGAUAGGAAUGGCAAUGCAAGACACGGUGUUUCUCGAACUGAAUGUUCUUAUGGCUUCCCCUUCCACAAUGACUAUGACCCCUAUUGUCAUGGUAUGGAGAUGAAGCAUCAGGCAAUACUGUCAGAGACAGCACAAGGGUUAAAUAUUGGCCCUUCUAUGGAAAGGGACAGCCCAAGUAGCUAUGGCUGCAGUCAGGAGAAGAAGAAGAGAACAUUAACUAACAAUCAGUUGGAGUCGUUGGAGAGGAGCUUUCAGGAGGAAAUAAAGCUGGAACCAGAAAGGAAAAUGAAGCUCUCAAGAGAGCUUGGCCUGGAGCCUCGUCAAAUCGCUGUUUGGUUUCAAAACAGGCGAGCUCGCUGGAAAGCUAGGCAAAUCGAGCGCUCUUAUGAGGCCCUUAAACAUGACUAUGAUCACAUCUCUAAAGAAAAACAGAUGCUUCAAGAGGAGGUGAGAAAACUGAAGCGCUUCAUACGAGACAAUGUAGCUGGUGGGUCGAAGCAAGUAGCUAUGAUAAUCGGCGGAAACACUAAUUGUAUGAUCUCCGGAGAAGACAUGGCUGAAAGCACAUCAGACGCCAUGAAUAUUACUCGCAGCAACAAGUCACAAGGAACUAACAAUCAUCAGUGCAACCCCUUUUUCAAUGCGGAGGAAUACAACCCCGCCUCACCACCUUACUGGGGAUUUUUUCCUUGA